This is a messenger RNA of Phyllostomus hastatus (greater spear-nosed bat), 2795 nucleotides long. RefSeq names its product chromosome unknown C1orf112 homolog (gene FIRRM). The record is from RefSeq and is a predicted model, not a curated record. The transcript is spliced from 24 exons. Bases 48 to 2795 code for a protein of 915 amino acids. Lineage: Eukaryota; Metazoa; Chordata; Mammalia; Chiroptera; Phyllostomidae.
UCUCGGCGGUGGCGGGAGUGUUUGGAAGUUGGCUCCCGGGCGAGAGCAUGUCUCAGGAGCGCGCCGCGCCGGCGAGCGACGUGCCCCUGGAGGAAUUCAGCAGCUGGCCGGAGGAGCUGUGCCGCCGGGAACUGCCGACGGUCCUGCCCCGGCUCCUCUCCCUGUGUCAGCAUUCUGACGGCUGGGUUGAGCACAUUCAAAUUCUGAAAACCAUCGUCGAAAUGUUUCUACCUCACAUGGACCACCUGACGCUGGAACAGGCUUUCUUUUCACAAGUGCUGCCCAAGACUGUGAAAUUAUUUGAUGAUAUGAUGGAUGAGUUAACCGGUCAAGCCAGAGAACUGUCUAGCCAAAACUUGGAGACCCAGAGCACCCUGAGGAACAUCUUACAGACCAUGGUGCAGGCCCUGGGCGCUCUCACGGGGUGCGUGCGGCACGUCUGCGCCACGCAGGGGCCCGUCGUCCUCGACAGCAUCCAGAGUCUGCCCGCUUCGGUCCUGCACGUGAUCAGAAGUACCUUUGUGCACUGCAAGAACAGUGAGUCUGUGUAUUCUGGGCGCUUGCACCUGGUGUCAGACCUUCUCCAGGCACUUUUCAAGGAGGCCUACUCUCUCCAGAAGCAGCUGAUGGAACUGCUGGACACGGUGCGCACGGACCCUGCCGACCCUGCCGGCGACGAGGAGGGUGGCGCUCUGGACAUGGCGACCGUCAUCCACUCGCUGCUGGACAUCUGCGCGGCCAUUUCUGGCAUGGACCAUGCAUUCCACGCCAACACUUGGAAAUUUAUAAUUAAGCAGAGCCUGAAGCACCAGGCGGGCGUGAGGGGCCGGCUGAGGCACAGGGACAUCGUCGCCAGCCUGUGCGAGGACGCCCUGUGCUCCUUCCGGGCCGGCCUGCAGCUGGCGGAGCAGAUGGCCCAGGCCGGCGCGCAGGAUAAUGCUGACUAUAAAUUAUUUCAAAAAACACUCAAAUUGUGUCGUUUCUUUGCCAACUCUCUUCUGCACUAUACUAAGGAGUUUCUUCCUUUCCUCUCCGACUGCUGCUCUGCGCUGCACCAGCUGUACCUGCAGGCACACAGCCGGUGCCCCCCCAGCCUGUUCGCGGCCGGCCUUUCCGACGCCCAGCGGGAGGAAGUGGUGGCUUCGUUCCUCGCGGCCCUGGACCCUCUCGUCACGCAGCUGCUCGCCUUCCAGCCCUUCGUGCACGUGGUUCUGGACGGCACGCCAGAGCUGCCCUGCGAGCUGCAGUUCCCGCAGUGCCUGCUGCUGCUGGCCGUCAUGGACAAGCUGCCCGCGCAGCCCGAGCACGUGCAGGCGCUGUGGUGCGCCGGGAGCCGGGACCCGGGAGCCGCGUGCAGGGCGUCCCUGCUCGGGGCCGUCUUCCGCAGCUUCGAGCACUGCGCUGGGGAGCUGUCCCUGCCCAUGCGUCCGCAGGGGGUGCGGGGCGAGGGGCGGGCCGAGGUGGCCGUCACCUUGUACCAGCACGCCUGUGUGCGCCUGUGCGCCUUCAUCGCCUCCCUGCGCCCGUCGCUGUUCCCUGAGCUGGACGCGGCCCUGCUGGACGCCGUGCUGAGUGCCGACAUGAUCGCCGCCCUGCUGGCCGUGGACGCGUGGUGCUUCCUGGCUCGGUACGGGACCGCGGAGCUCUGCGCGCACCACGUCGCCCUGGUGGCUUGCCUGAUAAAGUCGUGCCCUGGAGAGUGUCGCCAGCUCACCCACCUGUCCGUCCUGCUGAGGCGCCUCUUCUUCUUCAUGGCCCCGUCCCACCAGGCGCAGUUCGUCCGGGAGUUCCCCCCCCGAGAGCCGGAGAACCUGCCCCUGUGGCAGCACAUCUCCUUCCAGGCCUUCCCCGAGGCGCUGCGGAGGCUGGCUGCGCAGGAGGUCGCCCGCGCCGGCGCCGCGCACAGCAGGGGCUGGCUGGCCGGCAGUCGCACGGCCUCGGAGCUCCCCUCACUGGACGCAGCGCUCUCGGCCGUGCUCGCCGUCUGCUCCUCGGCCGGCGACGCCCUGGAGGCCGCGCAGCGGGCUGAGCUCCUGGAAGUCGGCAGUCAGCUCUGGGCUUCCCUGCACGGCCACCUGGUGUCAGGCCAGCCUUCUGUUCAGCAGACACUCAGCCUUUUGCUUCCACUGCUGGGAUUCUUCGUCCAGACUCUCGACCCUCAGCUGACAAGUCAGGUGGUGGCUCUGCAGGCCGUGCUGCUCCAGGCGGGGCCCCCCGACCACGUGCGCCUGGCCGUCCUCGACUUCGCGGGGUCCCUGGGGACACUCCUGAUACCGCCGGCUCUGCAGGACAGAGUGCUGCCCGCCCUGGCGUCCAUUUUCGCCUCGCUGCUGGCUGACGGGAGCUGGCUGCUGGAGCAGCUCGCCUUGGAGGCGUUCACGCAGUUCGCUGAGGGUACAAGUCAUGAGGAGAUAGUCCCACAGUGCCUCAGUUCUGAAGAAACGAAGAACAAAGUUGUGUCCUUUCUGGAGAAGACGGGGCUCGUCGGCGAGACGGCAGCUGCCCGGGCGGAGCGUGUGAAGCAGGAGAAGGGGGUUUUCUGCCAGUGCCCAGCGCGGGCCGCGUCAGGAGGAGCCCGAUCACCGUCUCCACAGCCUCACGCGAAGAGAGCCCGCGGCGAGCCCCGCCUGGAGGAGGAGUACAGGUCGGCGCUGCGGGCUGCGACGGGCGCCCUGGAGGCCCUCGGGUCCCUGCUGCGCAGGUGCCCGGCUCCAGACUGGCUCCCCCGGGAAAUGCAGCUGCUGCAGGAGAAGAUGGGUGAGCUGCGGCGCCAGGGGCCCUUGGGCGACCCGUGA